AUGGUGGUGCUGCUUUUUGCAAUGGUUUGUGGAGUUUUUAUUUGCUUAGUCUGUUUGAAGCAAAUAAACACUCAGACUAAGACCAAAUUAUUGAACAUCGUAGCGAUUAAUCACAGCGACCAAAUUAAUCAACCGUGCCAAGUUCCCGAUGAUCAUGAGCAAUCGGAAAUCAGCUAUCUGCAUUACCCUAAACCUCAAACCUUCAAAAGGAGGGAAUGCGUCUGCAAUCCCGUCCGCUACUUUGCCAUAUUGUCAAAGCAAAGAUCUGGGAGUGGAUGGUUUGAAACAUUGUUGAAUAGUCACAUUAAUGUAAGCUCAAAUGGGGAGAUAUUUUCGGUUCAAGAUCGGAGGGUUAAUGUUUCAUCGAUUUUGAAGAACAUGGAUAAAGUAUAUAAUCUUGACUGGUUUAGUAGUGCCUCCAAGAAUGAGUGUUCAGCUGCCGUUGGAUUCAAGUGGAUGCUUAACCAGGGUUUGAUGGAGAAUCACCAAGAGAUAGUGAAGUACUUCAAGGAAAAAGGAGUGUCUGCAAUAUUCCUCUUCAGAAAAAACUUACUCCGCAGAAAGAUUUCUGUACUUGCAAAUUCAUAUGAUAAAGAUGUUAAGCAACUCAAUGGCACCCACAAGUCACAUACCCAUUCUCCAUUGGAGGCUCAAAUACUUGCAAAGUACAAGCCCAAGAUUAAUGCCACAUUGCUAAUUCCCGAUCUUAAACAAGAUGAGGAGGAAGCUGCCAAAGCCAUAGAAUAUUUCAAAACUACUCGCCAUAUUGUUGUUUACUACGAGGAGGUUAUCAACAACCGUACUAAACUUGAUGAGGUUCAAGAUUUCCUAAGGUUGCCACACAGGGAGCUCAAGAGCCGUCAGGUUAAGAUACAUACGACGUCAUUGUCGAAACAAGUCGAGAACUGGGAGAUGUAG
This is a messenger RNA of Pyrus x bretschneideri (Chinese white pear), 918 nucleotides long. RefSeq lists its product as uncharacterized. Lineage: Eukaryota; Viridiplantae; Streptophyta; Magnoliopsida; Rosales; Rosaceae. Bases 1 to 918 code for a protein of 305 amino acids. The transcript is spliced from 5 exons. The record is from RefSeq and is a predicted model, not a curated record.